This is a messenger RNA of Psammomys obesus (fat sand rat), 1398 nucleotides long. RefSeq names its product pregnancy-specific glycoprotein 22-like. Gene Ontology annotation, cellular component: external side of plasma membrane. The record is from RefSeq and is a predicted model, not a curated record. The transcript has 5 exons. NCBI's taxonomy places the organism in Eukaryota, Metazoa, Chordata, Mammalia, Rodentia, Muridae. Gene Ontology annotation, biological process: T cell activation. The coding region runs from base 1 to 1398 and encodes 465 amino acids.
AUGACAUCCUCUUUGCUUCCCUGCAAGGGGUGUACCUCCUGGAAGGGGCUCCUGCUCACAGCCUCCCUUUUAACCUGCUGGCACCUGUCCACCACUGCCGACGUCAUCAUUGAAUUAGUUCCACCUCAAGUUGUGGAAGGAGAAAAUGUCCUUCUCCUCGUCCACAAUCUUCCAAGGAAUCUUAUAGCCCUGGCCUGGUACAAAGGGACGACGACGAGUGUGAGCACAGAAAUUGUACUGUAUGCACUGAACACUGACGUAAGUGUGCCGGGGCCUGUACACAGCAGCAAAGAGAGCAUGUACAGGAACGGAUCUCUGCGGAUUGACAAUGUCACCCGGGGGGACACGGGAUACUACACCCUCCGAACCUUCAAUAGACAAGUAGAAAUGGUGUCAGUGACAUCUACCUACCUCCACGUCAACACCUUCCUUUGGAACUGCGGGCGCCUUGCCACCUCUGCCCAGCCCACUAUCGAGUCACUGCCGACCAUCAUUCCUGAAGGGGAACAGGUUGUUCUGCGUGUUCACAAUCUCCCAGAGAACAUUCACAGCUUUGUGUGGUUCAAAGGAAUGACUGUGUUCAAGGACCUUGAGAUUGGCCGAUACAUACUAGCCAGGAAAUCAGCUGUGUUGGGGCCUGCAUACAGCGGUAGAGAGAACUUAUUCAGCGAUGGAUCCCUAUUGUUCUACAGUGUCACUCAAAAGGAUGCUGGAUUCUACACCCUACGAGUUCUUGGUACAGAUAUGAAAAGUGAAGAAGCGCAUGUAGAAAUCCAGGUGGACACCUCUCUUUUCACCACUUCCCAAGUGUUCAGUGAUCCAGUGCCGAGGUAUGCUGCUGAAGGAGAAAGUGUUCUUCUGUUUGUUCAUAAUCUGCCAAAAGACGUUCAAGCCUUUUCCUGGUAUAAAUCAAUGUAUAAUAUGCCAUCCUUUAAAAUCGUGGAACACAACAGCCUCCGGAAUACCACCACCUGGGGGCAUAAAUACAGUGGACGAGGGAUGGUUUACCCCAGCGGAUCCCUGCUGCUCCAGGAUGUCACCCAAAGUGAUGCAAGGAUGUACACGCUAGAAGUUUUAAACAAAGAUCACAAAAUUGACAGAGCACAUGUUCAAUUUUAUGUGAACAAGCCUGUGACACAGCCUGUCGUGAAGAUCACUGACACUACAGUCAGAGGAAACAGAUCUGUGAUGUUCACCUGUGUGUCAUCUGACAUUGGAACCUCCAUCAGUUGGUUCUUCAAUAACCAGCAUCUGGAGCUCACAGAAAGGACGACACUGUCCCCAACAAAGUGCGGACUCAGAAUAGAUCAUGUCACGUCAGAGGAUGCAGGAGAGUAUCGGUGCUUUGUCACCAACCGACUAGGUGCAAAGUUCAGUUACCCAGUCAGGUGGCCGUGA